UUUUAUGUCAGACAUCUUGGCCAUCAAGCUCAUUUUUUCUCCUUUGACUCCUCCUCCCAGCCCACUCUUGUCUGUCAUCUCGAUGAUUAUGGUUUUCACAGGAAGACACCUCUUACUUUCACAAAGAGAGAGCAAAGCACUCGUCACUGCGUCAAGGAUGGAUCAUAUUCAUAAAAUGACUCUUUUUCUGCUAAUUGCUGGAGCUCUUGUACAUACAAGUUAUUCUGAGGAUGAAGUAACCAUAUCUCUGAGCCCAGAGUUUGUAAAGGUCAUAUCUGGUUCUUCCUUAAAUCUCACUUGCAAUUUCCAUAUGCUCAAUGGUUCCAGAGUUAACUGGAUGUUUACCAAAACCAUUGACACAUCUAACCUUCAAAAGCUGACACUAUCUCAUAAUGAAGAGGAUCGUAUUCAUCAGAAGAAAGGAAAAUAUUGGUCCAGACUGACAGUGAGGAAUGUGACUGUGAAUGACAGCGGAUGGUACUUUUGUGAAGUCAGAGUAGAGAUUCCUAUACUUAAGAAUUUAGGGCUUAGCAAUGGGAGUCAAGUUAUUGUCGAUGACACCUCAACUGCUUCUACCAACAUGACCGUCGCUACACCAACAUCCGCAUUGUGUCCCCCUCUUUCAGGGGUAUGGAUAUGGGUAGGAGCAGGCACAGGAGUGGCAGUGGUCAUUUCGCUGAUAUUGAUUUGGAUCCUGUGGAGGCGGAAGAGACGCCUGGAAAGAGAACCCCUUGUACGAAAACACGACAAAGGUACAGACUUGGGCACCCAAACAACCCUCUCCGAGGCCCUGUGUGCAAACAGCCCAGAGCAGAAUACUGACCCAGAACGCACUGAAGACUCCGACACAAGCUCGAGCCCAUGAAAUCUCUUUCUUUGUUGAUCUUUAGAAAGCCGUAUAUAUCAGAACACGCACCCAACGACGCGGAGCUGCACACAGAAAACGGAGGCCUCGCGAACGCGUGUACAAACUGAGUCCAAGACAGCUACUUAUGAAAAUGUGAGAGCAGCAAAACCAGCGAGGAAACACCCAAACAAAGUCAGACCGAAGGUGUAGAACGCAUCAUAACGGCCGUUAUACAAACGUUUUACAACGUAAUUCUAUUUAUGAUGCAGCCCUCUAUUCUGUUCAUUUAGACAGAGUCUUCAAUUCAACAGGACAUCCUCUGAUCUGCCAAGCACAGUAUUUUUUCUCUCCCAUUAGAAAUAACUGAACUCAUCGGUUUUGAAGUGUUAGCUAUGUUAAUUCAUUUCAUAUUGUAACUGAGAUUAACUUUGUAACUGAGAUUAAUUUUGUAAUUUUGUAAGCCUGCAAUCAUCUGAAGGUAACAGGUUGUUAAUUAUGAAUAUUAAAGAAUAUGGUAUGCCAUUAA
Clupea harengus (Atlantic herring) is the source of this 1373-nucleotide messenger RNA. RefSeq lists its product as uncharacterized. Lineage: Eukaryota; Metazoa; Chordata; Actinopteri; Clupeiformes; Clupeidae. The transcript has 6 exons. Bases 5 to 865 code for a protein of 286 amino acids. Gene Ontology annotation, cellular component: external side of plasma membrane; B cell receptor complex. The record is from RefSeq and is a predicted model, not a curated record. Gene Ontology annotation, biological process: B cell receptor signaling pathway; B cell differentiation.